CAAGGGUUGACGAUAACAGGAGUUUAUCUGGUUUGGAUUCUAUCACACGUGGUUGGACCGAUCACCACUUCCCCGAAACCUCAAAGCUUAAAUUUCAUGAUUCCCACGCUAACGGAAUAAACCAAUGAAUUUCAACAACUCAACCAUUUUUCUCUGGUGAGCCAUGAACGCCGCCAGAGGUCUGCUCAUUUCUCUCAACUCCGCUCCCAAAUCCCACCUCCCCGGGAAGCCCUCUCUCCACUCCAAGCCCCGCCCCUCGCCUUUCCCUCUACGCCCCUGCCGGAGCUCCCACUUUCGCCUAAUUCACGGCGGGAGCGCCUUCAUUUGGAGGGCAGGAUGGGGAAGAGUGCGGGCGGAUGUCAAGUCGGAUACUGUGGAGUCGGCGCCGGACUCGGCUCGGCUCGACCAAGCUCUUGCCACGGAUGACGGCGCCGCCGCCGACCUUCCGUGGUGGGAAGAGUUCCCGAAGCGAUGGGUGAUUGUGCUCCUCUGCUUCUCCGCUUUCCUGCUCUGCAAUAUGGAUAGAGUAAAUAUGAGCAUUGCGAUACUUCCAAUGGCAUCAGAGUACAACUGGAGUCCGACAACAGUUGGUUUGAUUCAGUCCUCUUUUUUCUGGGGUUACCUUCUCACUCAGAUUGCAGGAGGUAUAUGGGCAGACACCGUUGGUGGCAAAUUUGUUUUAGGAUUUGGUGUAGUUUGGUGGUCAGCAGCAACAAUACUCACACCUGUUGCGGUAAAACUUGGUUUGCCUUUUUUACUUGUCGUCCGUGCUUUCAUGGGUAUCGGAGAGGGUGUUGCAAUGCCUGCUAUGAAUACGAUACUAUCAAAAUGGGUUCCUGUAUCCGAGAGAAGUAGGUCAUUAGCAUUGGUUUACAGUGGGAUGUAUCUUGGAUCUGUCACCGGUCUGGCUUUUUCACCAAUGUUGAUUCACAAGUUUGGCUGGCCAUCCGUCUUUUAUUCAUUUGGUUCUCUUGGAACAAUUUGGUUAGCUUUGUGGCUUAACAAGGCUCACAGUUCACCAGCAGAGGAUCCUCAACUGCUGCCUGCAGAAAAAAAGCUCAUUGUUAGCAACUGCAUAUCUAAGCAACCAGCUAAAUCGAUACCAUGGAAAUUGAUAUUAUCAAAACCACCUGUGUGGGCUCUGAUAGUAUCUCACUUCUGUCACAAUUGGGGAACAUUUAUCCUUCUUACCUGGAUGCCUACAUAUUAUCACCAGGUGUUGAAGUUUAAUCUCACCGAGUCAGGACUGUUUUCUGUCUUUCCAUGGCUUACUAUGGCAUUUUCUGCCAAUUUGGGUGGUUGGAUUGCAGAUACUCUAGUAAGUAGAGGUGUAUCGGUAACCGUGGUUAGAAAGAUGAUGCAGACGGUUGGAUUCUUAGGCCCAGCGUUUUUCUUGACUCAGUUGAGCCAUAUUGAUUCCCCUGCUAUGGCAGUUUUGUGUAUGGCUUGCAGCCAGGGAACUGAUGCCUUUUCACAAUCAGGAUUAUAUUCGAAUCAUCAAGAUAUUGCUCCUCGAUAUUCAGGUGUAUUGCUUGGUCUAUCUAAUACUGCUGGAGUGCUGGCUGGAGUUUUCGGAACCGCGACAACUGGUUAUAUCUUGCAACAUGGUUCGUGGGAUAAUGUUUUCGAAGUGUCUGUGGGGCUCUACUUAGUUGGGACCGUGGUGUGGAACCUUUUCUCGACUGGCGAGAAGAUCAUUGAUUGAGCCUGGAUCCGGACCUUGAAACAUACAGGAUACAGUAAUAAACUUAGGAAUCUAGCUAGCUCUGCUGCAAACAAAGCCCAUUUAUAGGCUCGUUUUUUGCUGCGAGGAGCCUUUCAUGAACCGAGCAGAGCAGACUGACUCCGAGUCUGAGCCGGAAACCAUGGGAAGCAAGGAUUCAGCAAUUGAAGGUGCCCUUGAUGUAUAUAUAUGUAUUAUGUACACGAAUUCAUUGAUAAUAUGUGAUUGGAAAGGCUUCAUUAUUUGUGAUGAUAGAUUAAUGUUGUGCAGUCUUAUAUCUUUUUUUUCUGACUGCUGUAAAAUUGGUAUUUACCGAAAUUCUUUGAAGUAGUAACUUUUUGUAA
Molecule: messenger RNA, 2067 nt
Organism: Salvia splendens (bonfire salvia)
Lineage: Eukaryota; Viridiplantae; Streptophyta; Magnoliopsida; Lamiales; Lamiaceae
Product: sodium-dependent phosphate transport protein 1, chloroplastic
Exons: 10
Coding region: 164-1705 (513 amino acids)
Biological process (GO): transmembrane transport
Molecular function (GO): transmembrane transporter activity
Source: RefSeq, a predicted model, not a curated record